Messenger RNA from Capra hircus (goat), 782 nucleotides. RefSeq names its product chromosome 5 C12orf57 homolog (gene C5H12orf57). NCBI's taxonomy places the organism in Eukaryota, Metazoa, Chordata, Mammalia, Artiodactyla, Bovidae. Bases 322 to 702 code for a protein of 126 amino acids. The record is from RefSeq and is a predicted model, not a curated record. Gene Ontology annotation, biological process: post-embryonic development. The transcript is spliced from 3 exons.
GUUACAGCUCUUUUAGAAUUUGUCUAGCAGGCUUUCCGGUUCCUACCGGAAAGCCCCUCCCACACUAGUCGAUAUCAACAAUAGAAAAAUACUUGGUUGGGAAACUGUUGUUUUUUUGUUGAUACGGGUUUUAUUUUUUUGGUCUAUGUGUUGCCCAGUUGUUGGCGGAGAAGAUCCGGGGGGUUGGGACUCUUGUCUGGAAGUUUCCGGCUCUGUCUGAUGUAGCUUCCCGUUCGCCUCCCCCCUGCGCCGGGAGGGCCGCGCUAGGAGCUGGUUCGUUUCUUGCCAGCUUGUCGUUGCCGCACGUGCAUCUUUUGUCCCAUGGCGUCCGCCUCGGCUCAGUCCGCGGCCCUGAGCGCCGAGCAGGCCAAGGUGGUCCUGGCCGAGGUGAUCCAAGCGUUCUCGGCGCCGGAGAAUGCCGUUCGCAUGGACGAGGCUCGGGACAACGCGUGUAACGACAUGGGCAAAAUGCUGCAAUUCGUGCUGCCCGUAGCCACGCAGAUUCAGCAGGAGGUUAUUAAAGCCUACGGCUUCAGCUGCGAUGGGGAAGGUGUUCUUAAGUUUGCCCGCCUUGUUAAGUCUUACGAAGCCCAGGAUCCUGAGAUUGCCAGCCUGUCGGGGAAGCUGAAGGCUCUGUUCCUGCCGCCCAUGACCCUGCCGCCCCAUGGGCCUGCUUCAGGUGGCAGCGUGGCCGCCUCCUGAGGACUGGCCCUCCCGUUAACACUGCUGGGGAAGGGAAGACCUAAUUGUACUGCAGGAUAAUAAAUGUGCCUGUGACUUAG